Cicer arietinum (chickpea) is the source of this 1552-nucleotide messenger RNA. Its product is annotated as receptor-like cytoplasmic kinase 176. The record is from RefSeq and is a predicted model, not a curated record. Gene Ontology annotation, molecular function: ATP binding; protein kinase activity. Gene Ontology annotation, biological process: protein phosphorylation. Lineage: Eukaryota; Viridiplantae; Streptophyta; Magnoliopsida; Fabales; Fabaceae.
GAGUGCAUUGAAUAUUAUGCGGUUAUGAGUCAUUAGUUGACAGCUAACAUUUCAUGUGGAAAAUACAAUUGCUUUCACACUUGCAUAUAUGUUCUUUUACCUUUUUUUUUUCCUUUGUCUACUUCAUUCAUUAAGCUCUUCAAUUUUUAGUUCAUUAAGCUCUUCAAUUUUUAGAACUUCAACUCCUUUAGCUUCUGUGCUCUUCAGCUAUUUUUGUCUUCAUGGGUUGUUGCUUAAGUGCUAGAAUCAAAGCUGAAAGCCCUCCAAGAAAUGGUUUGAGUUCAAAGGAUGGUAGCAAAGAUAAUGGCUUGAGUGGUCGCACCACUCCCACUACCGGGCCUCCAACUCCUCGAACUGAGGGCGAGAUUUUGAAUUCUUCAAAUAUGAAGAGCUUCACCUUUAGUGAGCUGAAAAUUGCUACAAGAAAUUUUCGUCCCGAUAGUGUGGUUGGUGAAGGUGGAUUUGGAGCUGUAUUUAAAGGGUGGAUUGACGAGCACUCACUCGUACCGGUUAAACCUGGGACUGGAGUCGUUAUUGCUGUCAAGAGACUUAACCAAGAAGGUUUGCAAGGACAUAGUGAAUGGUUGACAGAAAUCAAUUACUUGGGACAGCUGCAUCAUCCUAAUCUUGUGAAAUUGAUUGGUUACUGCUUCGAAGAUGACCAACGGCUUUUGGUAUAUGAGUUCUUGACCAAGGGCAGUUUAGACAAUCAUUUAUUUAGGAGAGCUUCUUACUUUCAACCGCUUUCUUGGAGUAUCCGAAUGAAGAUUGCUCUUGAUGCUGCUAAGGGUCUUGCAUAUCUUCAUAGCGAUGAAGCAAAAGUGAUAUAUAGAGACUUCAAAACAUCAAAUAUAUUACUUGACUCGAAAUAUAAUGCAAAACUUUCCGAUUUUGGCUUGGCAAAGGACGGGCCUGCAGGCGAUAAUAGUCACGUCUCUACGAGAGUAAUGGGAACAUACGGCUAUGCGGCUCCCGAAUAUAUGGCCACAGGUCAUUUGACCAAAAAGAGUGAUGUAUACAGCUUCGGCGUUGUGCUCCUCGAAAUUAUGUCCGGAAAACGUACACUUGACAACAAUAGGCCAUCCGGGGAACAUAAUUUAAUUGAAUGGGCCAAACCUUACCUAAACAGCAAACGCCGUAUCUUCCAAGUUAUGGAUGCUCGCAUCGAAGGCCAAUACACGUUGCGUCAAGCAAUGAAAGUAGCUGACCUUGCGGUUCAAUGCUUGUCUGUCGAACCAAGAUUCAGACCAAAAAUGGACGAGGUCGUAAGGGCAUUGGAGGAACUUCAGGGUUCCGAUGAUACGAUCGAAGGAGCGGGAAGCUCUCGAGAUCGAAAUAUUAGAAGGAGUGUUCAUAGCUCAAGGAGCAAUGGUCCUAGACAACAUAGAAGUAAACAAAGUGAAACAAAACUAUGAAAAAUGAAUGAUAUAGCUAGCUAUAUGUUUCUGAUCUUGAGUUGUUUGUAUAUCAUGAUGAACUUAAUUAUGUGUCUUAUGAUAUCUGUGAUUGUUGUACAGAUUAUUAGUAAUAUUAUUAAAAUUUUCAUUUCUUC